Molecule: messenger RNA, 1589 nt
Organism: Vitis riparia (riverbank grape)
Lineage: Eukaryota; Viridiplantae; Streptophyta; Magnoliopsida; Vitales; Vitaceae
Product: actin-1
Exons: 5
Coding region: 113-1246 (377 amino acids)
Cellular component (GO): cytoplasm
Source: RefSeq, a predicted model, not a curated record
GACCCCCUCAUUUCUGGUUAGGUCCUAUUCGCGCCUGGUUUCGCUCGUUUGAGUUCUCUCCCAUUCAUAUUUUUCCAUUUUCUGUCUCUAGGUUUCUCAAAGGUAGGGCAAGAUGGCAGAUGGUGAGGAUGUUCAACCACUUGUCUGCGAUAAUGGAACAGGAAUGGUUAAGGCUGGAUUUGCAGGAGAUGAUGCUCCUAGGGCUGUGUUUCCCAGCAUUGUAGGUCGUCCUCGUCACACUGGUGUAAUGGUUGGCAUGGGCCAGAAAGAUGCAUAUGUAGGAGAUGAAGCUCAAUCCAAGCGUGGUAUAUUAACCCUAAAAUACCCGAUUGAGCAUGGUAUUGUGAGCAAUUGGGAUGACAUGGAGAAGAUAUGGCAUCAUACCUUCUAUAAUGAGCUUCGUGUUGCUCCAGAAGAGCACCCUGUUCUCCUAACUGAAGCUCCUCUCAACCCUAAGGCUAAUCGUGAGAAGAUGACCCAAAUCAUGUUUGAGACCUUUAACACUCCUGCUAUGUAUGUUGCCAUACAAGCUGUUCUUUCCUUGUAUGCAAGUGGUCGCACCACUGGUAUUGUGCUGGACUCUGGUGAUGGUGUCAGCCAUACAGUCCCUAUCUAUGAGGGUUAUGCCCUCCCGCAUGCCAUCCUUCGUCUUGACCUUGCUGGCCGUGACCUUACAGAUUAUAUGAUGAAAAUCCUCACUGAGCGUGGGUACUCGUUCACUACCACAGCUGAGCGUGAAAUUGUGAGGGACAUGAAAGAAAAGCUCUCCUAUAUUGCCCUUGACUAUGAGCAGGAACUGGAGACUGCCAAGACCAGCUCCUCAGUUGAGAAGAGUUAUGAGCUGCCUGAUGGGCAGGUGAUCACCAUUGGAGCUGAGCGUUUCCGAUGCCCAGAGGUCCUUUUCCAGCCAUCUUUCAUUGGAAUGGAAGCAUCAGGAAUUCAUGAGACCACAUAUAACUCCAUCAUGAAGUGUGAUGUGGAUAUUAGGAAAGACCUUUAUGGUAACAUUGUCCUCAGUGGUGGUACAACCAUGUUCCCAGGCAUUGCUGACAGAAUGAGCAAGGAAAUAACUGCUCUGGCCCCAAGCAGCAUGAAGAUCAAGGUAGUGGCACCACCUGAGAGGAAAUACAGUGUCUGGAUUGGAGGCUCCAUCUUGGCAUCCCUCAGCACUUUCCAGCAGAUGUGGAUAGCAAAGGCGGAGUAUGAUGAGUCUGGGCCAUCAAUCGUGCAUAGGAAAUGUUUCUAAUUGUUCAAGAAUAGGAUCAUGGAAGAAAGGAAGCACUGCACUAUUUCUUGGAGAGAAAUGCGGCUUUACAACCUUUGGUUCUAGCUUGUUUUCUUUUUAUGUGUACUUGUGUCAAGGUGACGACCUUGACUGGGCUGAGGUGUUGAUUACGGAAACAGUCCCGAUUCUUUCAUUAUUAUUUGUUUUUGAAAUUUUCAACUGUUGCCAUGCAAUUUCUUUUGCAGCUUGUGAAUCCCAGUGUUACUUUCCUUUAGGGGUGAGGUGUGGUGGAAAAUAGGCUAAAUCUGCAAUUUGCUUCAUCCAGAAUUAAUCUAUUAUUUAUUAUUUAUUUAUUUAUUGAGAC